This is a messenger RNA of Drosophila nasuta, 1671 nucleotides long. RefSeq lists its product as uncharacterized. Bases 57 to 1598 code for a protein of 513 amino acids. NCBI's taxonomy places the organism in Eukaryota, Metazoa, Arthropoda, Insecta, Diptera, Drosophilidae. Gene Ontology annotation, cellular component: membrane. The transcript is spliced from 3 exons. Gene Ontology annotation, biological process: transmembrane transport. Gene Ontology annotation, molecular function: transmembrane transporter activity. The record is from RefSeq and is a predicted model, not a curated record.
CUUUUUAUCGAACGAACCACAAUAACACAAGAGAUAUAUAGUAUUAUCAUAUAAAAAUGACAAGCUACCCAAAUACACCGAAUUUUUCUCCUAAUGCGACACAAGAAAAAUUACCACCAAAUCACAAUGCAAAUAUGUAUCCGAAUCAAAAUGUAAAUAUGUAUCCGAAUCAGAAUCCAAAUAUGUAUCCGAAUCCGAAUAUUACUGUGCCUCCAAAUCAGCCACAAACCACCUAUAUCCAAGUGAUAAAUAAUCCCAGCCGACGGUCAACUCGUUGGGGCAAUCGGAGAAAUUUUAAUUCUGCCUGCUUCUUAUUUGUCUAUGGAGGAAUGGACAUGGCUCAAGGUCUAGGCUGGAACACAGACGCGGGUACCACGGGCCCAAUUCCAUUCCAGUACAGUUGGUUCAUUGGAGUCAUUAUUGGAGCUGUGUUAGCAUCUUUGUCCUUGACUCACUUACCCAAAUGGAUCUUCUAUUGUCUAGGUGGACUGUUGCAGUUGAUCGAUGCGAUUAUCUUUGUGAGUGCACCAACCCAAUACACUGCAAUCGUGGCUGCCCGAUACCUGGGUGGAGUGGGCAUUGGCAUUAUCACGGUGAGCUUCAUCAUCCACAACUCUGAGGCAGUGAGUAGUAAAUACCGCGGCGUGUUAGCCGCCUUGGAACAGUACGGAUUGGCGCUGGGAAUUGCCAUGCAGGUGAUCAUGACUGCAGAAUGGAGUUCGUACUCCGAUUUUCAAAUGAACACCGCACAUGGAAUCUUUGGAAUAGUAUUUUCCCUUUUCGGCACCGCCUUUAUCUACUUUUCAGUGGAGUCGCCAAUCUUCUAUCUUCGUAAGAACAAUGAGGUAAUGGCACGCUCAUGCCAAUGGCAUCAUAUGCCCACCACGACUUCAAAUAAUGCUUGCCAUGAGGCUCUGGAAGAAGCCAAGCGGUUCGUGGCGGAGGCAUCAAGUCUGAGUUUUGUCGAAGAGCUCGCUGCUUCCGCAAUGCCCUUCGUCAAGAUGAUCUUCUGCAGAUGCCUUGUGGCGUUCACAUUUUCCGGACCUCUCAGCUUGGCCAUGUCAUUGAACAACAUUGCGGUUUAUGACUAUGACGACUGGUCGACAAUUGUGUGGGGAGUUCUUCGCCUUAUUGGCACCAUCGUUACCAUUUUACUGGUGGACACCGUUGGACGGAAGUUUGUAUCGGUGCUGGGAUUACUGUGUAUGGGAGCUCUAAUGCUAGCCAUGGCUGGUCUCUUCUAUAGCAUCUAUAGCUUGGACAACCUCUAUCAGAUCGGUCGCAUAUCAAUGGCAUUCCAGUUCUUUGCCGGAUUGUAUGCUGCUUGCACAACAACGUAUCUGGGAGAGGCGUUUCCCAUGCGUAUUAAGCCCUUUCUCAUUGCACUGAUCAUUUGUCUGGAACAAAUGAUCCAUGUCAUUGUAAUUGUUACAUUCCCGUCUGGUAAUUACGCCCUAUUCACCUACUUUUUGGUUGUGGGCAUCAUCCUAGUUAUCAGCAUGAUUAUUUUCGUUGUGCUAAUGCCGGAAACUCGCGGCCUGACGCUUCGACAGGCUGGUCAUCGUUUUCGCCGAGUACAUGAUGUAAAGGCAUACUAAAGAGGGGCUUAUAGUAUAUGUCUAACGUUUACAACUGAUCAUUAAAUAAAAUACUUUUUAAUAUUAAAUUCGC